UUUUUAAAAAAAAAAAAAAACGUAAGGAACAAGAGACUAGUUGGUGCCGAAAUUGAACCCUCCAAGUUUUCCGGCACUUGAUUUCUCUCCGAUUAUUCAUAAAACUAAGAAAAUCCGCUCCUUCCGACGAAAUCUCCGGCGAUCACCAUAUCUUCCUAAUCGUUUUCCUUUUGUUUCAACACUUAGUUGACUUCACCUUUUUCUUAAUCCUAGGGUUUUGAAAUGUGUAGGUGAUUAGCUAGAUUGUCAAUUUUCCGAUGUCGAACGCCGGUGAAGAAGAUAACGACGAUGUAUUGAGCGACGUAGAGGCCGAUGAUCCGGUACCUAUUGAUAUAAUUAAUUCUUCCUCACCAGAAGAUGUCUCAAUUGAGAAAUUCCGUGAGAUUCUCGCCGAGCUGGAUCGGGAGCGGCAAGCUCGAUUAGCCGCUGAGGAUUCUAAAUCGCAGUUGCAAGUUUCGUUCAAUAGAUUGAGAGUUCUCGCUCAUGAUGCGAUCAAAAAGCGGGAUGAGCACUCGAGACAACGCGAUGAAGCAUUGCGGGAAAAGGAAGAAGCUUCGACAACAGCUGAAAAGGUAACCGAGGAAUUGAAGGAAGUAACUAAGCAGAGAGAUGAAUUGUGUAAGGAGUUAGAGGAAGUGAAAAAGGCAAAAGAUUCGAUGAGAACUGAGAUGGAAACUUCAGGUUCAAUGUUAGUUAGUGGAAUUGAUAAGAUAUCUGGAAAAGUUAGUCAAUUUAAGAAUUUUGUAGCUGGUGGAUUACCUAGGUCACAGAAAUACACAGGAUUACCAGCAGUGGCUUAUGGGGUGAUCAAAAGGACGAACGACAUUGUAGAGGAGUUAUUGAGACAGAUUGAAUCAACAGCAAAGUCAAGAAAUGAAGCCCGUGAACAAAUGGACCAUAGGAAUUAUGAAAUUGCAAUUGAAGUUUCACAGUUAGAGUCAACGAUUAGUGGUUUGAGAGAUGAGGUUGCAAAGAAAGCUUCUGUUGUUGAGAGUUUAGAGAAAUGCAUAGGUGAAAAAGAUGAGAAAUUGUCUGAAUUAGAUCAAGAGAUGUGUGAAAAGCAAAAGACUUUGGAGAGUGAAGUGGGUGAAUUGAGAGAUUUGGUUAAGGAAUAUGAAGGUAAGUUGAGCAGUUCAGAAUCAAAGCUGGAAAUGCAAAGAUCAUUACUUGCUGAGCAAUUGAAAUAUGUUACAAAAAUACACGAACAGAUUUAUAAUGCUGUUAAGGUUGUUGAUCCCAGAAAGGCAUCUGAGUUGUCGGAAUCCUUGUUUCUUGCUCAAGAGAUGGACAUGGAAGAGAAUAUAAGGGCAGUUUUAGCAGGAUUGGAAUCUAUAUAUGAAAUGAGUGAAUUUGUUCUGCAGAAAACAAGGGAUUUGCUAGAGGAGAAGAGCCAUGAAGUGAAAAGCCUAAAUGAGUCUGUUUCUCAGUUAGUAAAAGAAAAAGAACAAAUUGGGUCUUUACUUAGAAGUGCUCUUUCAAAGAGAAUUUCAGUGGAUUUGUCAUCCAAAACAAAUGAAUUGUUUAAGAUAGCAGAAAAUGGAUUGAGAGAAGCUGGGAUAAAUUACAAGUUCAACAAUUACGUUGGUGAUGGUAAGAUCACUGCUUCUGAUAAUAAAAUGCAUGCAGCAAAUACUGAAGAGGAUGAAGUAUAUGCUUUGGCUGGUGCAUUAGAGAAUAUAAUUAAGCAGUCUCAGGUUGAGAUCAUUGACCUUAAACAUACUGUUGAAGAGCUAAGGGAAGAGUCAAGUUUACUCAAGGAACAUGUGGAAACUCAAGCAAAGGAACUCAGUCAAUGGAAGCAACGUGUGGAGGAACUUGAAGAGAAGGAGAGGGUGGCAAAUGAAAAUGUUGAAGGGCUUAUGCUGGACAUCACUGCUGCUGAAGAAGAAAUUACACGAUGGAAAGUAGCUGCACAGCAAGAAGCUGCUGCAGGUAAAGCUGUUGAGCAAGAGUGUGCAGCGCAGUUGGUUGCUGUACGGCAGGAGCUUGAGGCAGCAAAGGAGGCUGUACUAGAGUCCGGAAAGAAGCUAAAAUUCAAAGAAGAAACAGCUGAUGCAGCCAUGGCUGCAAGGGAUGCGGCUGAGAAAUCAUUGAGACUGGCAGAUUUAAGAGCAUCGAGGCUGAGGGAUAAAGUGGAAGAGCUCACCCGUCAGCUUGAAGAGCUAGAUGGCAGGGAAACAUCAACAACUGGUCUAAACAGGCCAAGAUACAUGUGCUGGCCAUGGCAAUGGCUUGGCUUAGAUUCCGUAGGUAUGAGACGUGUAGAGACACAACAAGAGGGUGCCAAUGAAAUGGAACUUUCUGAACCUCUUCUUUGACAUCCUCCUCUUCUCUUUUGUUUUGAUAAUAAUAGUAAUCUCCGCCCCGGCAUUUUUUGUUUCUUCUUUUCUUGUAAUUCAUUUUUAUAUUAUUUCCUCUGCAUUCCACCCGCUGUAUAUUUUUUGUGAUCUUUGUAAGAAAAGUAAUUGGACAAACGAUAUAGAACAUUGAUUGUGCAAAGUUAAAUAAGGCUUCUUGGCUUGUACACAAGUAAACCUGGCUCUGUUGAGAGGCCUUUUUUAGUUAUGAGCAUGAGCGUUUGGUAUU
Solanum pennellii is the source of this 2586-nucleotide messenger RNA. RefSeq names its product paramyosin. The record is from RefSeq and is a predicted model, not a curated record. Lineage: Eukaryota; Viridiplantae; Streptophyta; Magnoliopsida; Solanales; Solanaceae. Bases 258 to 2318 code for a protein of 686 amino acids. The transcript is spliced from 5 exons.